CCGUCUCGUGAGCACCGGCCCUAGUCGCCGGAGAAAACAAACUGCGCGGAUAACAGAGACGUCCACACAGCACGCGGUGCACAGACACACCGCACACACCGGGGGUUUACUGCGCCCGGGACAACACAGAACCGUCUAAGGAAGGUUGGUGAGAAGCACACAGCAUGACUAAGACGCCUCCUCACAGGCGAGGGAUCACGUUUGAGGUGGGGGCGGCUUUGGAGGCCCGGGACAGUCUGAAGAACUGGUAUGCUGCCAGCAUUGAGAAGAUUGACUACGAGGAUGAGAAGGUUCUGAUUCAUUACAGACAGUGGAGUCAUCGCUAUGACGAGUGGUUCGACUGGAGCAGCCCUUACCUACGACCUGUGGAACGAAUCCAGCUGAGGAGGCAGGGCCUGCAGGAGCACAACAUGGCCCCGGUGACUGCUCACUCUCGAAAAGGUUUUCAAAUCAACCAGAAGGUUUUAGCCAGUUGGUCAGAUUGUCGCUACUAUCCAGCUAAGAUCCUCUCCCGUGAUAAAGACGAUUUUUACACAGUGAAGUUUUUUGAUGGUGUUGUUAAGACUGUGAAAGGGAUGAAGAUUAAGCCUUUCAGAAAGGAGAACACGAGCAACAAGCCUGGGCAGCCAAGCCGAAAGCGGACAGCAGGGAAAAACUGUAAGACCAAAGAGAACGGAAGAAACCAACAGGACGGCGAGACCGAAUCGGAGGAAGAAGACUCAAAAGGGACAGAGAAGUGUGGAAAGCUUCAGGACACCCUGCUGGCCAAAACGGAGCUGCCAGAGAUGGCCAACGGACACCAAGCUGCAGAGGAGAAGCCGUCCAACGAAGAGCUGAAGACGGAAACACAGGAGAACGGAGGAGGGGAAGUGAUGGAGAUGGACAAAGGAGGAGACGAGGAGAACGUCGGAGGGACACUUCAUAACGGCGCCCAUGAGAGCUGUGGAGAGGAACAAGAGAAAGAAGAGCGAGAAAAAGAGGCCCCACUCGGUCAGAACAGGAAAACAAGAGGCAAAGUAAUGGAAGGGAAAGACACAGAUCGGGCCUGCGUUCCAGAGCUGAGGAAAAGACGUGCGUCCACGGGACAAACUCCUCCUUCCAAGAGGAGCAGAGCAAAUACUACAGACAGAAACAAUCGAUCCCAGGUUAGACAGACUAGAUCAGAUUCUGUACCAGAAAGCUUCAGCGAUAAAGAUGGUCUCUGCAAGACGGGUCUUCUGGAGAAUCCCAAGCCUAUAGCACAGACAGCGUCUUCUCCUGAUCUCGCCACGCUGCUGCAAAGACAAGUCCACCUCCCAACCACCAAUAAGUACAGCAGGGAACCAUUGUACAGGGUCAUCAAGAACCAGCCCCCGCCCAUCCUCUCCAUCGAACUGGACCAUAACCCGUUUAAGUGCCAGGUGCCAGGCUGCAGCAAGUCGUUCCGCAAGGCGUCUCUGCUGCACUAUCACAUGAAGUAUUACCACUCUGAGAGCGAGCUGUGCUCUUCCCACAGCACCCACACACACACCGCCGAACCUCAGGCCCAGGAUAGCCACACACACCCCUCUGAGACUCCACGCAGACGCCGUACCGUUUCUGCCUCACUAGACACUCCGUCCCCGCUAAGCGACAGUAAAUCCAGUCACACCCCGUCACCCCAUACUGCGAACGGUGUGCAUCGUCAGCGCAGCUCCUCCCACUGCGAGAGGAGCAAAGAGAACCAGCACACCAACCGCACGCUCCAUGACGACAGAGACUGGGUCACCAUGGAAACAGAACGAGAGAAAAGGAGAGAAAAGAAGCAGAGGGACUUCUGCAUCAAGUCUAAGAAGAAGAGAAAGAAGAAAAAGAGGUCCAAGUCAGACUCACACAGCAGUGAUAAGAGCAAUGGCUUUAGCUCGUACCCCUGCAAUCCAAAUCUGUCUCUCAAAUUGCCCCUCUCCCACAAACACCGCUCGUACGCCGCACACUUCCCCGAACCAGAGCUCGAUGAUGGUGAAGACAGUGGCAGUGACUGGUCAACAGACAGCCCUCUGUGGAGCGAGGAGGAGUCGGAGACGGGGCUCGAUCUGAACACGCCUUUCUCUGAGCAGGGGGUGGAGACGGUGGGUCAUGACUCAGAGAUAGUGCGCUGUGUGUGCGAGGUGCAGGAGGAGAACGACUUCAUGAUCCAGUGUGAUGAGUGUUUAUGCUGGCAACAUGGCACGUGCAUGGGCCUGUAUGAGGACAGUGUCCCUGACACCUACAGCUGCUACAUCUGCAGGGACCCACCUGCUCAGAGACAGAGUCAGCGCUACUGGUACGAUAAGGACUGGCUCAGCAGCGGUCACAUGUACGGCUUGCCCUUCUUAGAAGAAAACUACUCUCAUCAGAACGGCAAGAAAAUGGCAGCCACCCACCAGCUCCUGGGCGACGUUCAUCGUGUGUUUGAAGUGCUUAAUGGCCUCCAGCUCAAAAUGAGCAUACUGCAGGCUCAGGCUCACCCGGACCUGAAACUGUGGCGACAGCCCUGGAAGCCCUCAGAUGGCAUUCUCAGGAAGGGGGCGGUGCAUUCUGGCAUGACCACGCCCUCUCCACCAUCUCCUCGCGCAGCAGACUCCAUCGAUGCAGAGCAGGUCAAUUCCAAACAGCCUGUGCCUCCAGCCUGCUCUUUCCAGACGUCUUACAUCAGCAGCGAGCACUGCUACCAAAAGCCACACACGUAUUAUCCUGCGCUGGAGCAGCGACUGGUGGUGGAGACGCGUAGCACAGAGGAGCUUCUGGAGCUCGAGACACGCAAACUGCAACUGACCAAUGCUAAGGAGUUGGAGUGUCGCAUGAAGCUGCUGGCGGCCGAAAGAGAGAAGAGCUGCGCCGCCCAGAUUAAGGAAGAGGAACCUGACCCAGUGACCUGUGACUCCAAACCUGACCCUGACCUCCUGCUACACCAGCAGUGGCAGCUGAACCUGCUGGAGCACAUCGAGGUUGUGCAGGAUGAAGUCAGCCACAGGAUGGACCUCAUAGAGAGGGAGCUGGAUGUUUUAGAAAGUUGGCUGGAUUACACAGGUGAACUGGAGCCUCCAGAGCCUCUGGCGCGUCUCCCGCAGCUUAAACACCGCAUCAGACAGCUACUGACGGACCUGGGAACAGUGCAGAAGAUUGCGUUGUGCUCCUCGUCCACAUGAGGGAAGCAGAGCGCACAGAUCUCAGAAACCUGCAGGAGAGGAGAGGUGGAAAAUGAAAAGAUGAAUUGAACUCGAACUCAAGCAGAAGUGGUAUUAGUGCUCUGGGGAGAACUGCGAGCCAAAACAAACCAACCCAUGAUAGAAACAAGAAGAAAGAAAUUACUUGAAUGUUUAAUAUGUUAAAAGAUUUGAAUGUACUUCAGGGUUAUGGUUCAAGUUUGGGCAUCAACUAUGCCUCGAGUUUUCUUUUUUUUUCUUUCUUUCUUUUUUUGUUGGAAGAACUACAAUGUUUAUGGCAUUACAUGCAAGGGAAAUUAUUUGGAUUAUGAAACCUUUUAAGCACUUAAAUUUGUUAAUUACCAUCGUAAAGUUUUGUUUUGGUUGUUUGGUUGAUUUUCUCCACUUUGUUGCUAAUUUUAUGCAAAACCACCUUUUCAUACAUGAACUGUUUGAAUAUCUGACAUCUUCAAGUGAAGAGACUCUGAGGCAGUGACUGGUUUUGUAGCUGUUUAAAGUAAACAUGGAAAUGUUUAAAGGAGCAUAUAUUUUAAUCUUAAAGUACUUGCAUCUUGCUUUUAUAUUUGUAUUAAAUAGACAAUGUAAAUUGCCUAUAUGUAAACUUUACUUCAUAGUUCAGGUUGUUUUGUUCUUUUCCCUUUGAUCGAAACUGUAAUGUUCUUUACCGUGACUGAGUCUUCAUUCAUAAUAACAAUAAUAAUGAUUAUGAUGAUAAUAAUUUACCUUUUAUACCUUGUACAUUCUGCAUUACCGUUCCUCUCAUGUCUGCCUUGGUUUUGGAAAUAAUUGCUUGUUUGUUU
Molecule: messenger RNA, 3964 nt
Organism: Tachysurus vachellii
Lineage: Eukaryota; Metazoa; Chordata; Actinopteri; Siluriformes; Bagridae
Gene: phf20b
Product: PHD finger protein 20, b
Exons: 19
Coding region: 165-3146 (993 amino acids)
Biological process (GO): regulation of transcription by RNA polymerase II
Cellular component (GO): NSL complex; nucleus; MLL1 complex
Source: RefSeq, a predicted model, not a curated record